Trypanosoma grayi is the source of this 2703-nucleotide messenger RNA. RefSeq lists its product as hypothetical. The coding region runs from base 1 to 2703 and encodes 900 amino acids. The record is from RefSeq and is a predicted model, not a curated record. Lineage: Eukaryota; Euglenozoa; Kinetoplastea; Trypanosomatida; Trypanosomatidae. Gene Ontology annotation, molecular function: ribonuclease III activity. The transcript has a single exon. Gene Ontology annotation, biological process: RNA processing.
AUGUCUGCUUCAGACAAUGAGUGCUUCCAUUCCGAAAAAAAGCGCAGUCCAAAUGUCGUCGCCAGCCGCCGCGGUCGCUGGGUGGUCAAGCUCGCACUCGCGCUGUUUCUUAGCCGCCAGGGCAUAACGGAAGCGGGCGAGUUAUCACGCAUUCAUAGCGAGCUGUGGCGGCACGACUUCCUCGGAGAGGAAUCGCUGGUGAGGGGCUAUGCUCCACCAGGCACCGAUCUGUUCGCCGCCGAGAGCAUAUGGAAGCAGCUACUCGGGCGCAUGUGGCUGAAGAGCGGCUUCGAUGCGUGCGAGGCGGCGCUUGAGCCGUACUUCAAAAAGAAGUACAAUGAAUACCGUCAACAUGAAGCCCAGGAGCGUCAGUUGAGGGAUGCAAACGAAUGUGCUGAACCUGUUCACGAUCCUGUUGAGCUGUCCGACACGACCGAAGCAAAUGCUGCAGGAGCAGGGCCCGCGCCCAUGCCUGCUGCUAGCGCAUCUAUUGACAAGCCGCUUCUGGAGCAGCUCACAAAGUUGUACCAAAAUGCGGUACAGUACGCACGUCAAGUACAGUUUGCUGCGAGCCAAUGUAGCCAGGGGUGGAUUCCCGCGGAGGAGCUCUUUGCCCACCUACAAGGGGACAAAUGCGACUGCCUGCAUGAUGAUGGUGUGGCGCACGCCGAGGCGGUGCAGCUGCCCACAACGCCGUGGCAACUGAUAGCAUCGCUUCGCUCUCUCGAUCUGCUGGGGCGUCUGCAGUUCAGCCAAGCUACUGACGCUGUUACCGCGGCAGGUGAAGCAGAAACAGGUGUGGGUGAGACAUGGCGCGUGCGUGCGGUGUGGGCACAUCGUGAUGCGGCAGUCAGCGCAGAUGUACUCAUUAGCCACCCACUCAUGUCCCUUCGGCGUGCGUUGUCCCUGUUGGCCCCUGGUACUGCGUGCUAUGAAUUUGUAGAGGACAUAGAACGUUGGCGGCGUGCUGUACAGAAACACGGCGGGCGCCAGGUUUUUGCCGUUCACUCCUUCUUUCGUAUUGUACCAGGUGAUGCGCUGCUGCAUCGAGGGGACGCUAACAAUGAUAACAAGGAGGAGACGUUGUGGGCAGCCGCGCUGGCGGCAAACAAUGUGACGUCAAAGUCAGCUUUUGUCCGCAUAUCGCCUACAUUUUUGGAGCGGCAUCUCGACCGCUGUGUGCGAGUGGUGUGUCAGGAACCUGAUAUGCCCUCAGCGGCGGCGGCGCUACUACUGCCUCUGGGGGAGAUACUCCAGCAAUUCGUCAGAAGGCCGGGCCCAGACAUGUCCAUCGUACACGCUGCUGUGCUGUACGGCGACGGCACCUCCCCCGACAUCACCGUCGAGGCGCUGCGUGUUGGAGAGACGAGCGCCAAUGCUGAGGAAAAUGAGGAAGGGACGAAACACGGCGUGAAUGGUGGUGUCAACAACACGGCCCCUUGUUGCUUAACGCCGCAGUUUAUCCAACUGGAGGGAUUGACGACCGUGGAUGACAAAAGUACGGAGGCCACUACCAUCGACGUAGCGGCGUUGCCAAAUGUUGUUCACUUUGACGCUGCAGAAGCCCGUAGCUUGCUGCGUUUUACUAUGCGAGAAUGCGCGUUGGCGGCUAAUGCGAUGCGCGCUAUUCCCCUCGCCACUCUCUGCAGCAGAUGGCUGGCUGGGAGCGCGGCUGUACAGAACUGGGCGUCUGCGUCCGCAGCUGGUGAGUUCGACGCGCUGUCGAUUGUACUGCCGUGCAAGCGGUGCAGCACUGGCAGUGCAUUGCACGGCCGCGCCGCGGCGAUCAAACAGCUGCGUGCGGAGCUCAGGGCGGGCCACUUUGGCCCCGUGCGUGCUUCAGCAGAGCACAAGCAGCAAUUAUUCACGGUGUACUUUGAGGCUAGCCCGAAUGGCGACGAGAACAGUGCCAAAGCGCUCCCUAUGACGCCGAUGUUGCUGCUGCUUCCACGACAUGCUCUUGACGUGGGCACGCACGCAGAGACGGAUUCGGACGGGCUGGCAAGACGCUGCCGCGCGGUGUUGGUGGUGCCGUUCAACAGAGAUGGCAAUAACAGCGAAAACAGUGAGGGGAUGAAGAGCUACGUGGCGGUGGGGCUCAGUGAAGAAGAGGCGCUACGAUGCCGUGAGAAUGGCGGUGAACUGCUGCAAUCCGUGGAGGUGCUCGUGGACGAGUGGGUGCUUAAUGCGUCGCCGUCCAUCGUGGAUGUUGUUGAGCGCGAGUUCAUCACACCAGUAGAGCACAGCCUCCGCCUCCCGCCCGCACCAUUGGUCUUCAACGAACUACCCGAGGAGCAACAGACGUCGCUGUUGCAGAGCCUGCGACAACAACUCCAGCUGGCGAUCACGCCGGGAAAAAACGAGGCGCUGGAGUACCUUGGCGACGCGGUGCUGGACUUCGUCGCCGCGCAGGAGAAACUCGCAGAGUGGUCGCACGGCCCGGUCGUCAAGAGCACGUCGAACGCCGUACUCGCUCGUCAACUACCGGAGGAGCUGUGCGAGUACUUGAGUGUGGUAUACAACAUCUCCGGGAGGAAGCAGCGGGCAGAUGUGGUUGAGGCGCUCUUCGGCGCGGUGGCGAUGGCGCUUUGGGUUAUUCCUCGCAGCGCUGCGGCAAACAGGGCGGCCGGGCUUCUCCCCUUCGCCGUCGUGCUGCGUGCCGUGCGGGCGUUGGCGGGGGCGCUGGAGAUUGCCCUGAUCUAG